AUGGAUUCUUCACAAUCACAAUACUCCCACUCUGCUUCUGGUUCUGUUUCUCGUUCUGGCACUGCUUCGCAUCCUCGUUCUGAGAAUGGUUCGGAUUCUCGUUCUCUCUCUCGCUCUAGUUCUGGUUCUGGUUCUGGUUCUGAUUCUGAGUCUAGGUCUCUGUCGUCUUCGGAUGCGGGUUCUAAUUCUGCAAGAACAUCCAGUCCUUCCGCCGUAAACAACCCACUGGAACAGCAUCCACAAAGCGAAAGUUCAGGCAGCUUGAAAACGAUCACCUCUGCAGACUUCGAACCAGAGAAAGAAGAGAAUGUCGAUCCAAUGAAUCAAUCUACGCCAAGUGAAGAGCAUCAUGAAACCGCAUCAUCAACUGCACAAGAAAACGCGGAGGAUAACGCCACCAGCAGCCACGGCAAACAGAGGGGAGCGGAGGAGAUAGGUCUUUUGACGGACCUUUAUGCCUUCUAUAACAGAACGCAACACUACAGUUUUAUUCGAAAGGGCGACAUGCAAGAAUUCUAUAACAGACAGAUCUUCGUAUAUCGGGCUUAUGCAACAGAAGAGGAAGUGGAUAAAAAAGUAAGCGAAUUGUACGAAAACUACAUAAAGCUGUUGGACAAGAAGGCAGAAGCUCCGACGGACCCUAUUGACAUCGAAAUCUUUCGACAAUCGUCAUGGAUUUGGGGUGAUGCGGCAGCUAAUUCAAGGGAAGAUGAUGAAGAUUCGUUAGACAAAAAAACUUCGAAUGAUCAUGGUACUGAGGAUGAUCUUAAAGAUUCAUCUAAACAAGAAACUGGGGAUGAUGAUAUGAAAGAUCCAAUAGAUUCUUCUAAACAAGAAACCCGAGAUGGUGAUUUGAAAGAUCCAAAAGGUUGGCGUAAACAAGAAAAUGGGGAUGAUGAUAUUAAAGACUCAAAGGGUUUAUCUAAACAAGGAACUGCUGGAGAUGUUGAAAUGAAAGAUUCAGAAGAUUUUCCUAAAGAAACGGGUGAUGAUCACAAAGGUGGGAUUAGUACUCGUCAUGAUUGGAAAGAUUCGUCGGGGAACGACGGUGGGCCUUCUGCUUCAUAG
Lactuca saligna is the source of this 1068-nucleotide messenger RNA. The record is from the annotation of a GenBank genome assembly. NCBI's taxonomy places the organism in Eukaryota, Viridiplantae, Streptophyta, Magnoliopsida, Asterales, Asteraceae.